Cyprinus carpio (common carp) is the source of this 3384-nucleotide messenger RNA. RefSeq names its product nectin cell adhesion molecule 4a (gene nectin4a). The record is from RefSeq and is a predicted model, not a curated record. Gene Ontology annotation, cellular component: adherens junction. The transcript is spliced from 11 exons. Lineage: Eukaryota; Metazoa; Chordata; Actinopteri; Cypriniformes; Cyprinidae. Gene Ontology annotation, biological process: heterophilic cell-cell adhesion; homophilic cell-cell adhesion. The coding region runs from base 652 to 2538 and encodes 628 amino acids.
AGCUAGACUGAAUCAUCAGAUUGGGAAGAAACACCCGGAUUAAAAACUGGAAAGUUGAGUUCAGCAGAGCGCGUAACAACAUGUGGAGAGCUGCCUUUUUCAACAGGUGUCUGUAAGAAAUGUUCUUCUCUCAGAGCAUUUUCACGCAUUUUAAACCCGAACGUCGCUAGAAUAAUGGAAAUACUUAGUUUUUCUCUCAACAUGUAGUAGAUCUUAAAAUAAUACAAAAACGCAAUAAACUGGAUUGAUUUUUUUUUGUGUGCGCUCCCGUGAGGACUUGCGCUUGGAGAUACGUUCACUUAUCUGGAUAUAAUACAUAAACAUUGUGUUUAAUGAUGUCGAUUCCUUUUUUUUUUUUUUUUUUUUUUUUUUGUACUUCAAAUGAAUUAAGCGAUAUAUCUCAGGUGUUGAUUCUGAACGCAGAGUGAUUUCGUUUUUCUGCGCUGGAUCUCCACCACCUGAUCUUCUUUUAGCCCAUGAGGGUCUCCUCUUCUCCAACAUCUCCUGACUGACAUCUGUGAUCGAUUGGAUUGAUUGGGAAUACAAGUAGCUCUUGAGAUGGACGCUCACUUGGUAUAUUAAUAAUGACCGUCACAUUGAGAUCGCCAAACUGAUAACUUUGGCUCAGCUGAAAGGCUGAGCUGGUGGACGAUGAAGACAGUUUCAUAUAUUCUUGCUGCGUUGAUCAUCUUGAACUCAGCAGCCUGUGUAAGUGGAGAACUAGAAAAAUUUCUAGAGCCCUCUGAGUCCCCCUGGCCUCUGCAGUCUGUGGCAGAGGAGGAAACGCGUUUACCCUGUCGAUUCAAUGUAUCCAAUAGUGCGAUUAAGGUGGUGCAGGUGACGUGGAUACGAGAAAACUCAAAUGGAGGGGAAGAACAGCUUAUCACUGCUCAUUUCAGUGAAGGCCAGACAGAAAACCCUGCAUACUCGGGGCAUGUUCGAUUUGCAACCAGCGACCCAAUAACAGACUCUGCUCUGAUUAUUAUGGGCACACGUUCUGCAGAUGAGGGCAAAUACAUCUGCAAAGUUGCCACCUUCCCCACUGGAAACUUUGAGACUGAGAUUUUGGUCACAGUGUGGACUAAACCCAUUACAUCCCUGCAGCCGUUCAUCUUGAUUGAGGGCCAGUCAUUCCGUCCGGCUGCUAUAUGCCGUUCGGUGGCUAAGCCAAUGGCAGGCCUCUCCUGGGACACAGAGCUCGCGGGUCAGAGUCAGAACCGUAGCUUAGAUGGUGAGGUGGCCUCUAUCCAGUUUUCUCUCCACCCUCUCCGUAACAUGAAUGGGCAGAAGCUGGACUGUCUGGUCUGGCAUCCAACGAAGAAAGGCCCAGAGAGGAUCUCCAAUAACCUUAUAGUACACUACCCUCCGAAUGCAUUGAUAUCUGGCUAUGAGGACGACUGGUAUGCUGAAAUGCAAGGAGCCACAUUACACUGCAGUGGUCAAGGAAAUCCAGAACCUCAGCAAUUCAGCUGGAUCAGGAAAGGUGAAGCUCUACCAGAGGGUGUGACUGUGGACGGUGGCACGCUGCUUUUUUCCAGGCCCCUGAGCUUGACAGAUCAAGGAGUUUAUGUCUGCACCACCACCAAUCUGGUGGGAUCUGGAAAAGCUGAGAUCCUAAUAAAUAUAUCAGAGUCACCUCCGAGUAACGCACCUGUGAACUACAUGCUGAUUAUUAUUAUUGCUGGUGUUGCUGCAGUGCUUGUUAUCACUCUUAUCAUAGUGAUCAUUUCAGUAAACCGCUACUAUAAGCGCAAAAAUCACCAGCUGGCUAUAGAGCUGGAUGCAAAAAAGGAGGAAAUCAGCACUCUAUCAAGACAAGCCUCGUUUAGGAGAGUCAACUCAGGAAGCACAGACAACAGAUACUCGGACGACAAUAAUCCUUUAAGAGUCGAAGGGACAAUACGCACAAGUCUCUCCUCACUGGAUCGUCCUCGCUCCAGGGAUAGUCGUUCCACCCUGGGAGGGCUGGACUCACUUGGUCGCCCUGCAAUUUAUAACACGUCCAGAAGAGGUCGAGAAAAACUCAUGGACAGAAAUGAUAGAGAAUCCACUCGGAUGAUGAUGGAGUCUUAUGAGCUGGACAGUAACAUGUCACAGGAAACCCAUCUUCUCCCGCCUCUCCACCCCUCUUCUUAUUCAAUGGAACAGGCUAUUGAAAUUGUCCGGUCUCGGAACGGCAGCGCCAUUCUCCCAGCAGAGGGGAGGCCGCAGUCAGGAGGAAGUAACAGAGGGGGCAGCAGAGGGCAUAAUUCACCCUUAAUAUCCACAUACCCGACUCUUACAGAUGAGGAGGAAGAAGGUUCUGUGAGCCCUACGGAUUCAGGAGUCCACAGAGGUUUAAUGGAGCCUGACGGUUUUGAAAACGGCGGCAGCGAGACGGCGAGUUCACAGAUAUCUGAGGCACUAUCCAGUCAUUUUGAGCGCACUAACGGCACACUGCGGCCCAAGUCGAAACCCAAUAACAUCCUUCUCCCAGCCCACACAUCACUUUUCCUUCAAGCACAUAGCCCAACUAUCCACAGAGCUCAGAUUGUUUAAAAGGAUUUGUUUGGAAACGUCUUUUAUCACAAGACAAAUUCAUCGAAAAGCCACAUAAACACAGUUGAUAUUACAACAGAAGAAUGUGUUCCUCUGUGAUUUCACUCUCUAAAAGGCUGUGUCUGCACAACUAACCGGAAAAUGGAUCUUUUGUUUGAACUUCUAUUUGAAUACUUUCUCAAGGUGGCAAAAACAUGGACAGAAUGGCCAUCAUCUAAACUAAAACCUGUGAAACAAUACCAGCAUUACUCAAACAGUCCCUUAAAUAAUUGCAUAAUCCACUGUGUAUUCUGGAACUGGGACUCUUGAGUAUUGUGGGUCAUGACAUGUGUUUAAGGUGCAGAUUAACUGGAAUCGGUCAGAGCUGAGCUCCUCUGUGUGACCAGGGAAUGGAAUUAAGAUCUUUUUUAUUAUUGUUGCAACCUAAGGCUUCACUUGAAUUACUGUUGAUGGAGAAAAUACAUGAACUCUUUUCUGGCGAGUUAAUCCUUCACUGUGACUUUUUGACCUUGAUGUCUGUAAUCCAGAGAUGUACAAAUGGUGUUUAGACAUAUUUUUUGAAUAUAUGUGUGUAUUAUGUAUUUUGACUGGAAACUACCCACUGCAUGAAUAGUAUUAUGAAGUAUGGCAUUACUAUGUUAUGAAAACGGCUCCUGCCUGUUCACAUAAUGUCAUUGUCGUUGUAGGAGUGACAUUGUCAUUGUUUACAACAUUUAUACUUCAUUAUGUACUAGUACUGUAAAUGUAUUUAGUUUUAAAAAGGUAGCAUUACCGCAAGCUCCUGAUAUAGGUACUCCUGUGAUCUUUCUAUCUAACAAAAUAUAAAGCCAUGGGUCCUGAUGGUAA